AUGUUUACCGUUAACAAUGGCAAACGAAGACAUGACAAUCGCCGAACCGAACGACCGAGCGACCAACCGAACUCGGCUAUCGAGUGCAUCGACUACGAGACGGAGGUCGUGAGUCACCGGCGCAAGGCACACUGCAACAUAUUGAGUUUCGGUGCAUUAAAUUCACCGACUCACCCACCGGCAGCGACACCUACGUCGAUGUUCAUCUGCAUCGACAGUCAAGAGCCCGAAGCCGCACAUGUCUAA
Soboliphyme baturini is the source of this 246-nucleotide messenger RNA. NCBI's taxonomy places the organism in Eukaryota, Metazoa, Nematoda, Enoplea, Dioctophymatida, Soboliphymatidae. The record is from the annotation of a GenBank genome assembly.